Messenger RNA from Pelobates cultripes (western spadefoot toad), 19782 nucleotides. The record is from the annotation of a GenBank genome assembly. Lineage: Eukaryota; Metazoa; Chordata; Amphibia; Anura; Pelobatidae.
AUGGGUCGGUUCAGGGGCCCUGUUCUAGUGGUCUUUACUCUGCUGCUCAGCUGUAAGUAUUCCUAAAAUAUUGUAAUUAUUGUCUAUAUUAUUAUAUCUCCGCACUCUGCACAGACAAACCCGUCUUGCAAGAUUUCCAUGUGUUUGGCUCCAGUGCAGAAGUGAGAGAAAGUAUUUAGAAUGAAAGGAACACACAUACUUGUUCCAGUUCAUGACAGAUGCAUUGUCGCCAUAUGAGCAGGAGGAGCUAUCUACUACCUUAUACCAACCCACCCCUAAUAAAACACUGACAGUCUCAGGUAUGGGUCAAUAUGUCCACAGCUUUAAUUUUAUUGUAUUCACAAUAAUAACAACAACAACAAUAAUAAUAAUAAUAAUAACACUAAUAUAUAAAUAACUUUUUAAAGUCAUUGCUCACCCCCAAAUCCUCAGUCAUCCAAUAUUAUCACUUCCCCACAUAUCAAAUCACAAGGCAAUGACCCAUAAUGUAUAAAAUAACAUAGUAUAACACGUAAGUAUAACAUAAAUAAGAUCCAACAUGUUCCACACGAUCCUGGCAGGGGUAUACCUUGAUACCCCUACACCACCCGAGUUCUGAGCUACCAACAAGCUUGAAAACCACCAACAUCUUACCAACAGGUAAUCAACCAUAUUUACCAGCCAACUAACUACUCUUGCUCUUCUCUUCCCUAAGCAGGCCUGUUACCCCCUUAUCCUUCCUUAUACCAGCCUGCCACAAGCUCAGACCUUGAACCCUUAAGCCAUCUGAGCUCCGCCAUACCAAAGAAACAAAGCUUUGGCCAGCCCUUCCUGCAGCCCCAAAUUAAACAAAUCGUAUCCCACAUCUGAGAGAUGCACCCCAUCCUUUCUAUAAUAGCCAGGUAGCAUGACCUCCAGUUCCCUGUGCCUGACUACCACCCUACCUAACUUCCAUAUAAAACUAGCCAUUAACCCGUUACCCUUCCCUUGGCAGCACCCCACAGCUGCCGAAUCCCGUGCAUACCACCAAUGGAGCCGAGGAACUAUCUCCGACCACACCAACUGAACCCCUGGGACCCAGGUUCUAAUCCUAUUCACAUCCUGCUUCAUUCUCUUAAGUAAUAGCCAUUGAGGGAUAAGCCCAAGGUCGUUACCGCUCACAUGCAGCACAAGCACAUCUGGCCACAACAGGCCGUCCAUGUACUGGGGGUCAAUGAAGACAUCACAAGUCUCCCAAGCAAACCGUUCUGAGACUCCACCUCACCCCUGGGCAUUCCUGACCUUCUGCCAACGUCUCCAGUGCCUCCACCCGAAAUCAGGACCACUGCGAACGAGACAGAGAAUCAGCCACCACAUUCAAAUACCCUGGCACAUGGCACGCGCAGAACACCGAGUUGAGCAACAUACAGAGCAACACAAAGCAGUGGUGUACACAUAAACCAUGGGGCCCCAGUGUGAAACUGAUCCAUGGCCCCCCCUGUCCCUCUUCCUCCCAUCGACAGACACAGAGACACAUACAUACAGACACAUAAAGACAGACAGAUACAUACAGACACAUACAUAUAGACAGACACAUACAUGUAGACCGACACACACACAAGACACACAUACAGACACAAAGACACAUGCAUACAGACAGACACACACAAGACAUACAGACAGAAACAGACACAUACACACAUACAUACAAAGACAGAUACAUACAGACACACAUACAUACAAAGACAGAUACAUACAGACAGGCACACAUACAUACAUAGAAACACACAUAUACAGAUACAAACAAACACACAUAUACAAAAUGUUUAAGUCACCCUCCUAUUUCCUACCUUUUAGGUGCAGGAGGGUGACUUUCCCUGGGGUCCAGUGGUGGCUCAGGUUGAUGGGAGUCAGAGUUCCCACUCAGACUCCCUCCUCAGCUUCCUCCCGCGCGGGCUCUGUGUAUGCUGGGAGCAGUGACCGGGGCAGUCACUUCCUCCCAGCAUGUGAUGUGAUCACAGGGGACCCGGUCGCGCUGUUAAAGAGCUUUAGCACUGACUGGGCCCUCUAAAAAUCCAUACCUUUCAGGUGGCCCUAACAGCAUGGGCCACCCGAUGGAUCCCUUGAACGGCAGCCCCGGCGGUUUGCAACCCCUGCGACCCCUAUAUGUACGCCACUGACACGAAGUGACACAAGAGGCGCACCACUGGGGCCAAAGAAGCCGAUAGAUUAUUAACUGCGUGCAUCACGGACAUGUUGUCCAUGUAGAAUACCACCUUCCGAUCCCUGAGGAGAGCACCCCAGAGAGAUAGAGCCAAUAACAGAGGGAAGAGCUCCAGGAAGGAUGCCCGCCAAGGCCACUGGCUAAGUCUCAGCACACCACCCCCCCCCUGAAAUAAGCCCCAAAACCUAAGCUGCCCGAGGCGUCCGUGUACAGCUCUAGGUCCACCUCCAAGGACCAGGUCCUGUGCUGCCCCUGCUCCAGCUUUUGCCUGAUAUUCCUCCCGACCACCAAGGGGUGCCAGCACUCACGUGGCCGGCACCAUCCACAACCGUGUGACCUGGGCUCAAUCGUUGUGGCGGUCUCUGCUGCCGUGCCGGAUGCCGGCCCCAGCGGCCAUCUUGACCAGGCGCCUCUAGGACAGCUCGAGCCGCUCCCUCAGCCACGCCAUCCCCCUGUCCUGUGCUGCCUCCUCCAAACUUACCAGGCCCAAGCAAUGCAAAAACACCAACUCAGCCUGGUAAGUCAAAUUAGUAAUGGGGAUUUCUAAAAUGGCUGACAUUUAUAUCAGCCCAACCCCACCAAUCACCAUCAGGCUCCCCCUAAGCCAGCCUCAAAGCCCUGUCAAGGCCUCCUCUGCUAAUCUGCACUUUUCUCCUUGGGGCUACAGAAAGGUUUGUUAGAAAAGCUCUUCACAUGAAAUAUUCUCACAGCUCACCACAAAUAAUAUCUUCAUAUUGUUCCAGGACUAGAUCCGAGAAUUUUCACAAUUCUCCUUUGAGGGGUUCUUGACAUUGUCAUUUUUAUAACAGUAGUAAAUGAAGCGACACCUUUAAUAUUAAUUUAACAAUCUCCCUGAUAUAAAAUGGAGAAUCGUUUUCCCGUGAAUAUUUCCACUGAGAGAAAAAGACAGGUUUCACAUUGGUCACAAAUGUGUUCAUCUUGGAAAACUAAAGAAAUAUGUAGAUGAUUGGAGAAUAGUGAGUUUGUUCAUUCACAGGAUUAUUCAUUAAGUGAGAGUCUGCGUUUUACAGGAUACAAGUUAACAGCGUCCAGAAAAGACCAAACUGAGAGAGAUUUCAAAUUAGUUCAAAGCGAAUUUCAAGUUUAAGGCGAAAAUUGCAAAAUUGAAAAAAGUUUUAAAUUCACUUUAAAUUCUAACAUUAGUAAAUCACGCUGUGUCUUUUUGUGGUUAUGUAUAGGAUUCCGUGGCAUUAAAUGCAGAUUCCAUCUCAGUGAUUGCUGAAAAGUAGGAGCAGAAUGGCAAUAUCUAUAUAGUAUUUCAUUGAUUUAUUGCAUUUAUUUAUAAAAUAUUUUACCAGGAAGGAAACAUGGAGAUUUCUCUCAUUUUCAAAUUUGUCCUGGGUCCACUAACACUGCACCGUUACAAUAGGAUACAAAAUGAUACGACAAAAAAAAACAAAUAAAAAAACAAAGCAAUACAAUAUACAUACAUACAUAUAUAAAUUUAACACGUAACAGGGAGAAUAAUAAGAUGUCUAAUAAGAUGUCUCCUUUCUAUUUUGUGUUUCCAAUGUAUUUAUAAUUUAAUACUGAAUUACAUUUCAUUAUCUUCUGUUACAGGCUCCUGUGUGACAAAUAGCUCUCUUUACCCUGCAGGGAAAGAAUUCUUUGCAAUAUUUAUGCAAAAUCACAGUCCAAAGGAUCUUGCUCAACUGCAACUGCAAGUAACUGGUGCAAAGCCAGCUACAACUGUUGAGGUUACCAUUAAUAAAUCUAAUUUCAAGCAAGAAUUUAAAGUAGGGGCAGGUGAAACAGUAAUAGUCCCCUUGAGUGGAAUUAUCGAGCUGCACGGCACAGGGAUUUUUACCUCAACUGUAAUUGUAAGAGCUGAUGCUGAUGUCACUGUGUUAUCUUCCACUUCUAAACCCACCGGUGCUGAGUCCACAUUGCUCUAUCCCUCUAAUCAGUUGGGUGUUGAGUACGUUGUGGUCACUCCACCGUGGGGACCUUCCUGUGAAUACAAACAGUUUGCUGUAGUAGCGCAUAAUCAGUCAACAUCCAUCGACAUAUAUCUGAAACAAGACAUUAGUUUUCAAGGACGUGAUUACCUAAAGGGUCAAAAGAUCUCAGUAGUUCUGGAACCAUUUCACACUAUUCAGAUUCAAAGCCAGAAUGACUUGUCCGGGACACGAGUACUUGCUCAGAAUCCUGUGUCUGUCUUUAGUGGCCACACGUGUUCACAGAUCAAUGAAGCAUGCAAUCACAUCUAUGAGCAACUUCUGCCUGUAUCUAAAUGGGGCAAUAGAUAUUUUAUCCCAGCAUUUUCUCGUCAAGAAAAAUUUAAUGUAGCUUUAAUAACUGCCUCUAAGGACUUCAAUCUAGAUUAUAAAUUAGGAGGAGAUUCAAAGAGCAUCCCGUUAUCUGCUGGACAAUUGCACCAGAUAGAGGUUCAUAAUUCCAAACCUUUAGAAAUACAGGCCAAGGAAACAGUCCAGGUUUUACUUUACAGCAAUGCCGGGGUAUAUGAUGGAAUACCUUUUGGGUCCUUCCUUUCUCAAAUACCAGAAGAAAAUAUUUUCCAAAAAUCAUUUGUCAUCCAUGGUCAAGAAGACUUUGACCUGAAUGUAGUUUUCAUUAUUAUAGAGACUUCUGAAAAAGAAGGACUUCUGCUUGAUGGGAAACCUCUGGAAAGCAGGCCGCAGUGGAUUGAGUUCCCCACUUCUAAAUAUUCCUGGGCAGAGCAUAGCUUUGGUGGUGGUGUGAGUUUUCAUUCAAUGUACCACCCAAGGGUUGCAUUUGGACUUAUUAGUGCUGGGUUUACAUCCUGCACAGCUUAUGGGUUUCUGGCAGAACCAGCCACUGGUAAGUUAAUAUAUUUAUACUGAGACUAAUCUGGUAAAGGUUUAAUUUGAAAAUAGAUAAAAAUGAUUAUACAAAGUCAACUUUUUUUAAGCUGCGAUAUGUAUAUAUUUAUUUAUACUCUUAUAAUCUCCCCAUAAAUCAUCCAUGUUUCAUUAUGCUGGGAUUUUUUUUAAAUGUUAUCCAUAUCUCAAAAGCAUCAAUACAUUCACAAUGGUUUUAAGCUACAAUAACAGUAAGAUAUAUUUAUAUAUAGAAAUAAACAAUUAUAGUUUAAUGAUGAGGGACCAGGAAAUUCGCCAAAUGUAUUUGAUUAACGGAACUCAUAUAACAAUUUGUUUAUACAGGUGUAAUAGGAAAUACAAGCGGCAGAGUGGAACAAUAUGGAAGUGAGUACUUCAUACUCCAUACAGUAUUAUAGAAAUUUCCAUUGAGUGAAGUAUUUAUUAUGAGCAAGUAUAAGGUUUACUUUGAGCUAUUCCCUCUCACUGAUACCAUGUCCUUCUCCAUCAUUAUCCUCCAGUUUGUUUUCUUCUUAUCAAUGGUUAUUCGACAAGGUUCCAUUAAUAAACCAGCUGACUGUUAAUGAUUAAAUGGGUAAAUGUGUGAGUGUAAGUAACUGGGCAUAUAAAGGGUGUGUAAGUGACUAGGAGGUGGGUAUAUGUGCAGGCUGGGUACAAGUGACAAUGAGGUAGAGGUAUGUGGGCAGAAGGUGGCGAUGUGUGGCUGGAAGGUGGAUAUAUGCAGGGUGGGUGUAAGUGGCUAGGAGCUGGAGGUAUGUUACUAGGAGGUAGCGGUACGUGACUAGGAGGUGGGGUAUGUGACUAGGAGGUGGGGUAUGUGACUGGGAGGUUAAGGUAUAUUACUGGGAUGUGAUGGUAUGUGGCUGGGAGGUAAAGAUAUCUUACUGGGAGGUGGGAUAUUUGGCUAGGGGGGUAAGGGUGUGUGAGUAGGAGGUGGAGGUAUGUGGUUUAGAGAUGGGAGGAUGUGUCUUGGAGGUGGGGUAUGUGGAGGGUGGAUGAAAGUGACUGGGUAGAGGCGGCCACCUUCAAUUCAUUAUUCUCGUUGUAUUUUUAGAGGAAUGGAUUAUGGAAAUGGAAACUCCAAUAACGCAAGUGGAAGCACUUGAAAAUAGUAAGUACAUAUUUUACUACAACUUUACAAAAUGUGGAAUGCUAAUGAUUUCUAUUACAAUAAUUAUAAUUUGUGGACCAAUAUUUCUAACUACCAAUAGUUACAAUAGUUGAACAGAUCCAACAGUUUUAUUUUUUAUUUCAAUUUAAAAAUAUCAUCUUUAUAUUGAUUUUUUUACAUAUUUAUUUAAUGACCAACUACAAAUCUAACAUUACUGACUUUUUGUUUUUAACCAAAAAAUAUAUAUUUGUGCAUUAAUGAUAAACUGUUUACUUGUACAAGUUUACCUCUAAUUACAGCUUUGCUAACCACGAGGUGGCUGGGUCAGUCUGUAGAUAGCUGUCUUGAAAAUAUGUUUUAAUAUGGUUGCCUAUGUCUGUCCGUAUUUGCUCAUCCAUUAUAAGAGACCCAUUUAGCCUCUAUCCCCCCUUGCCCCUAUAGUUUUAUUUUUCCGUUAAGGAGAAGAACAUUGUUGCAUGGUGAGACCAAGAGUCAUGUCUUAAUGGACAUUUAGACACUUGUUGGCUAAAUACUUGAGAGUUUUUGUCUAUUAGAAAAUAGCCAAUCCUUGAAUAGCUAAGAUGUCUGAAGGGGUAGAAUGAGUAUGCCCACAACCUUGAAUAGUUGGAAUGCAACGCUCUUGUGAACUAAAAUGGAGACUCCUGCUGUAUGGGUCUAAAGGUUUAUUAAAGUCCCUGCAUAUUAUUAAUAUGUUGUUUGUUCCUACUUGUGCAUUUUAUGAAUUAUUAUCUUUAGAAAGUCUAAUUGUUUGGAGAAUAUAUGUUAAAGGAACACUAUAGAAUUAGUAAUACAAAUAUGUAUUCCUAACUGUUACGGACCGUUUCAGCACACAAGGGGUUAAAACCGUUUAGGCGAUCGUCCCCUUUCCGAGAUGCAGCCACAGCUACUGCAAAACACCAAACUCCCGAACCGCAUGUAAGGGAAUGCUCCAAACUCCAGAACGGCAUACAAUAUAGCACUCCAAACUCACGAACUGGAACCAUACGAAUAGCUGCUAGCAGACGAAUAGGAAAAGCACCCAAGCGGCUUACACUCCUAGCAAUCAGUCUCUAUGAGCAUUCAGUAAAUCCCCCCAAAGACGAGACAAGGCUCCGUGUUGAGGGUCAAGCAGUGGUCUGUUUAAUGAGGGCUACCUGCCCAGUAUUUAUGCAUGUCUCCCACCUGGUGGACACUCCCCUAGGGGACCAAAUGGGAGACUGUGACGAAGGACAGACAAUCAGCAAUCUAGGACACACAGUCACAUUAUAUUCCCACAAUGCAUCCUGGCUUCCUCCCCUCUGCCCUGGAGAUAAUUGAGAAGUAAUUCAAUUAUCUCCCAGGACAAAGGCAAAUCACCAUUAUGCACGUGGGGAUAAUAAAAUAAGAAUUACUGUUAAAAUACACUAUGUGACACAAGUUACAAUAAAACUAUACAUUUAACAUAUCCCCAGAUAGCUCAGGUCUGAGCGCACAUUAUUAAGCGAAUGGUGCUCAAACCACAAGAAUACAGUUUAAUCGCCAUGGAGCCAAAGUCUUCACAAAGUCAGUUCUCAUACGAAUGAGCUCCAUGGGAUUCCUAUCUGGGGUAUAGUGCAGUCAGGUACAACUACCGAAUAGCGGGCCGUUCGUGUACUUUCACCGAACAAGAAGGGAGAUCGGCGGCUUCAGCGGUGUUCGUGCCAAACUGUGUCCAUUUUUAGUUCCAUGAGGUAGGCGUUGAACACCGCUGUGCGUUUGCGUGUUUAAAAUGGCCGCGACCUCGUGUUCGUUAUACGAAUGGCGGCCACCCAGUAUUCGUCAAUUAAGCUGCGGUUAACCGCAGCUUCUGGGAGGCUAAUUGCCGACACACUCCAGCUCCCUGGUGGUCUAGUCAUUCGUGUGGUUGUUCAGUAGAUUGAAUCUACCGAACACCAGGCAGAAAAGCACGAAUAAGUCUUUUCUGCAGGGGAAACAAAGUCUUUUAACAUGGGGCCAUAAUCCAAAGGUAACAGGCGAGCAACCAGGCUUCUCCAAUGCAAUGUGGCGAGGUUGCUCUCAUCACACUAACGCUAUAGAGCCCUAGUCACCGAAACAUUGGUUAAUUAACUAUUUAUUUGCUUACCUUAAUUUAGCGCCAGGCUCCCUCGGCACUGGUGACCUACCCUCCUCCAUUGAUGCUCAGCUCCUUUAUGCAGACCCAAUCUAAUACAAUCUAAUACAUUGGCCCCUCCCUCCAUUCGAAUACAUUGCCUCCAAAUCCAAUACAUUGCCCCCGUUCUAAUACACUGCCCCCACCUAAUACACUGCCCCAUCUCCAAAUCCAAUACAUUACCCCCGUUCUAAUACACUGCCCCCACCUAAUACACUGCCCCAUCUAAUACACUGCCCUGCUCCCUCCAUUCUAAUAUACUGCCCCCUCCCCCAAUCUAAUACAAUGCCCCUUAAUCUAAUAAACUGCCCCAUCUCCCUCCACUUUAAUUGAAUACCCUCCCACCACUCUAACACACUGUCCCCUUCCUCCUACAAAUUAAUUCACUGUCCCUCCCCCAGUUUAAUACACUGCCUAUCUUUCCUACCUUACACCUGUUCUCCAGUUUCAGCCCUGCUCUGCUCAAGCAGGCCAGAUGCUCCUCUGGCACUGUGAGCAAGAGUCAAGGAGAAGUGACUGGCCUACUCUGCAGACAGACAGCCUCUCUGUGCACUGUAGAGCCUGUAGAGUGACUUCACAUGCUGUAUGCGCAUAUCCGAUGUUCGGUGUGGACUAGUGCAUAGCGCUCUUGUGGCCGUCAGAGGGCAUACAGGAAACAGACAGGCAUGGGCUGCAAGUUUGACAUGCUUGGUUUAGAUAGUAGUUGGAAUGCAAUGCUCUUGUGAACUACAAUGGAGACUCCUGCUGUUUUGGUCUGUGCCAUGGAGUGGUGGCCAAUGAGGUUUUGCAGUUUGUAACAUAGGGUGUUUCAAUAUCGCUAAGUGAGUUUCUUGCACAAAGAUCACGUGUGCAUUUGCUUCUCUAAAAAACUGGUGGCACUCUACGGAGUGUUUAAUCCUCUUGCAUUUAUAGUUAAAAUACUCAUAUGGAGAGAUAGAAGGCGACGUGUUUGUAUUCAAGUCUGCCAUAGGUCAUGUUAUGUGGUAGCAUGCAUUGGGGAAGCUGUAGCAGCCUCAUAAUGGGGUGAGCUAGGGUAGAAAGAUUCUGCAUGUCAUUAGUGUGGUCAACAUAAGUAUAACAUGUGCAGAAAAAAUACAUAAAAUGAAAUAACAUUGUCGCUACAAAGGGAAUAGGAACAAUAAUCACCUCACUUCUUGGUGUCUGUGAGGGAUGGAUCUCAUCUCCUCCUCAUGAAUUUUCUGGCAUACAUAGCGGUGGGGUAAUAUGACUUUAGGUUACAUUAAAAUUUCAACAAGUGUUUACGGGCAUCAUAACAUCUAUUUGCUGCUAACAACAUUUUAAAAUGUCAAUUAAAAAUAAAGUAAAACAUGUUACUGUAUUUCUUUCAAAAUAAAUGUGCUUAUGCUAAACAUACCUCAUGGUCUUAUUAACCAGAUAAGGAAGCCCAUUAAGGUACUGCUGAAGCUGAUUCAGUCUUUAUAGCGUUAGAUGCAGAAAAAGCAUUUGACGGUGAACUGGAAAUUUCUGGGCUUGGUGAUGGAGAACUUUGGCCUGACAGGCUUUUUUAAAGAGAGUACAAGUACAAUGUAAUUAAAUACAAACCCACAAGCUAGAGUCAUAUGUCCUGGAAUGGUAUCUGAUUGUUUUGAUAUUCAGAAUGGCACCAGACAAGGUUGUCCUUUGGUGCCACUCCUUUAUGUAUUAGCUAUGGAACCUUUAGAAGCAGCAAUUAGAUAAAAUGAUAAAAUUGAAGAGCUGCAGAUUUAUUCAGAACAUCAUAAUAUUACUCUAUAUGCGGAUUAUGUUAUUCUAACUCUCUCUAAUCCAAUAGGCUCAAUAACAAAUUUAUUGAAAUUAAUUUCAGAUUUUGGCAAUUGUUCUGGCUAUAAAUUAAAUAUGAAUAAAACACAAAUAAUCUCUUUCAAAAUAAAUUCUGAAAAUCUAAGGUAUUAAAAAGAAAUGUUUAAAUUGAACUUUUAUAAUGAUACCAUAGAUUAUCUAGAAAUUGUAAUUUUAUGAAAUAUAGAUAAAAUUGUAGAACUGAAUUAUAAGAAACUUUUAUUAUUAUUUAAAGAAAAUUUUCAAAAUUGGAAAGGGCUAGAAAUCUCUUGGAUGGGAUGCAUAAAUACAAUUUUGGCAUAUGUAAUACCAAAAUUAAUCUAUUUAUUUUGAUCCAUACCAAUAAGAGUAUCACGCUCAAAACUCGAACAAUUUAAAAAAUUGUAUAUGAAAUUCAUUUGGGGGAAUAAAACACCCAAAGUUUAAUAUAAUACGCUCACUAAAGAGUGAAUAAAUGUGGAACAAAUCUUCUUGAUAUAAUAGAAUUAUAUGAUUGCUCCAUGCUUACUCACUUUUUGAAAUGGAACAAUUUUAGUAAUCGUGAUCCCAGCUGGAAAAAUAUGGAACAAAAAGUAAUACUCUAUUUACAUUAGCAUGGAUUGGUUCUGAAAAUUAUAAAAAGUUCUCAUCAUCAAAUAAAAUUGUUAACAAAAAACUUAAAACUCUUAAAUUAUUUAAAAGGACAUUGGGCAUUUGUAAUGAAUUAAUAAACUCCACAACAAUUGAAAUUCUUAAUUUCGUUAUUGGUAAUAUAGACUUAUCAAAAUGGAUAGAAUAUGAUAUCCAAAAUAUAACUCAAAUUGCUCCCUUAGGGGAAAUUAAAUCAUUUAUAGAUAUUCAAAUUCAAUAUGGAUUGCCCAAUCAAGAAUGGUACAAUUAUGUUAGAAUAAGACACCUAUUAAAUUCCUUAGAUAUUAAAGUACACCCAAAAUUGAAUCAAUAAAUAUUAUCAAAACAGACACAUUUCUAAAGUGACACACAUGGUUAAAGAUCUGAUGGUCAUGGAUAAACCCAAUUAAAUUAAAAAAAAUGGGAAAGUGAUAUAAAUAAAUCAUUUACACUGGAAACUUGGGGAGAUAGAUGUAUUGAGAUCAGGAAGAUCAAUCACAGCCUUAAUAUACAGGAGACCUUUUUUUAAUUCACUCACCGAUGGUAUAUCACUCCAUAUGGAAUCAAAAAAAUGAAAAAUAAUUACCCAGACAAAUGUUGGAGAUGUUCUAAAGAAGUAGGUACAAAAUAUCAUAUGUGCUGGAAAUGGGAAGAACUAAAUGAGCUAAAAAGAAAGAUCUCUGAUAUAUUUGUAAAAUUAUGACUACAACAGGUACUACUACCCCAGACAUUUUUAUUCCAUUUAGGUUUUCCAAAUUGCAAUUAUGAACAAAAAAUAUGAAUUAUUCAUAUUUUAAUGGCAAUCAAACUCACAUUAGCCAGAUAUUGGAAAAACCAAUGACACCAAUGUGGUCAAUAAUAAAUAACCAAAGAUGGAGGAAGGAUUCUAUAGAAAGUGAAAUAAGAUAUUAAUAUAUAAAAAAUAUGGAGUAUAUGGGAUAAUAUCCUAUAAAUUAAAUAUAAUUAUACACCCUGAGUAUAAAAUAAAUAAUUAGAUAGGAAAGGAGAGUUAAAGGAAGGGAAACUCUUAUUUCUGCCUGAAUAAUUAUUAUCUUAUAACUCUCUAUGAAUUUAGUCAUGUUAAAGGUUAAUAGACCAAAACUUAUAAUAUUAUGCUAUGUUAAUGAUCAAAAGAAUGAAUGAGGAAUGAGGUUAAUUAUGUAUUUAUGUUGGAAUACCACACUGUAUAUAUUCCAUGAACAUAAAUAAAUGUAUGUAUAUGAAAAAAAAAUUUCAAUAAAGACAAAGAAAUAUAAAAAAAGGUACUGCUGAAGUUUUUUUUUCAACCAGUUUUAGCAAGAGAAUGAGUGUUAUAUAUUAAUUAAUUCAGUCAGUCAGCCAGUCGGGGUUCUUCAGUGGUUGGUUGGAUGUCCCUGUCAGAAAUUUGCUCGUUGUUGAGCAUUGUUUAGUUGUUUCUUUGCAAAUCUCAUCUUUAAAGGGACACUCCAGACCUCUAAAGAAGUUAAGAUUGCUGGAUUGCUUUAUGUGUGAAGAGUGUGCCCUCUUUUUCCAUUUUACAAAAAGUGCAGAUUUCAAUAGAAAUUGCCACUUUUAUAAAUUAACCUUGUUACACCCCCUUGGCUGUCAGUCAGACACCUGGUUCUGUUACUUCCUGGUUUGUUUAGCUCAGUGUAGAUAAACCCAAAAGGCAGCAAUUGCCCAGAGCACCUGCCUUGCAAAGACUUCCCAUUAAGCUGCUUUGGGAAAACUUUAUUGGACAGCCACAGCAGGUGUGGGUGGAGUUUGAAAGGGAGGGCUGGCAAAGGCUGCAGACAAGAGAUCUGCAGUUUUUACAAGCUGUUUUUAGAUAACAUCCAGUGGAAAAAUAAAUUAAAUGCACACAAGUUUUCAUUUAAGGCAUAUUUACUAAUAGUGAUAUUUUAUAUUUGUAUUUGGGCAGUGAAAUAUCCCAUUAAGGCCAACCAAUCUUUUAUGGCUAAUCUUCAAACAAAUCACUUAGUAAACAUUCAAAAUCCUUCCCCAUUUAAAAAAACAAAACAUUAACCCACCUGCAUUGUUGAACAUUUGCAUAAACUGGUAAUUAAUGUUUGAAUUUGAUAAAUUAUUGUGGAAACCCUUUCUAUAGAAUUUAGCUAAAGUGAAGGACUUUUAUCUAGAUUUAACUAUAUGAAACAUGAACAAUUAAAUAAUAAUUGUAUUGUUAAAAUGUAACCACAAGGUGUCAGUAUUAAUAUAUGAUUAUCAUCGUUUUAACCUUGGCUUUUAGUUAAAAAAUACAACCACUAGAUUUCAGUCUUAUUAGCAAGAAAGGAAAAAAAAAUACAUUAGAUAAAUCUAGUGGUAAGAUAUUGACAUUACAAUUAUUUAACAUAAAGUGUUCAUCUUGUGUGCAAUUAAAGAAUGCAAGCUUUUAAGUAUUUUCUUCUUUAAUUCAGUGUUAAUUCACGCAGAGUAUACAACUGGUUCCCGUUCUUAGAAAGCUAUUUAACAAAGCCAACUCUUUUUUUUUCCCUUUUACAGAUCCUCAUGGAAACAUACCUUUAACAGAAGGUAAUGUUUUUUUCCAAUUUGACAAUUUUUAUUGGUUAAAUUGAAAAUAGUACUUGGGGUUCAGAAAGGAAGAGGGGAGUGGGGAUUUGCAGGAAUAUUGUGGAACAUUUAUAUAAUUCGACCCAUAAAGCAGUACUGUUCCACCAACUAUUUUACAUCCAACUUAUAAUACCAUUGGCAAUGGUCUUGACCUGUUUAAUUAUUGCCCGUUGAUGUACACCUGUAUAUCGGGGUACCACGUGUAUUCUCAAUCUAUACAUUUCAAUAAACAUGGGGUAGGAUAACAGAGAGGGAGGUGGAACCUAAAAAUAACAGUACUGAAAAAGUAACACAAAAACUGUAUACGUUGUACCUGUCUGUUGGUAUGUCUCAUUUGUUGUGCCUAUUUUAGUCCUCUAUGUCCUGGGUUGAUCUAAUGCACCUUCCGAUUACGCGUGUGGUUUUACUUUUGUGAGUGUAGUGAGCUUUGGUCUCCUCUAUGGAGUGACUGGGGGGAGUCCCCUUUCAAAUGAACAGAAGGUAAUUCUUAACAUAUAAUGAAUUAAAAAAAAAAAAAUAAUUUCAGAUUUGCAACAUAGUAUCUUAGAAAUAUAUUUGGCUGCUUAGUACCAGAAUGAAGAACUGGAUCAACAGAGUCAACAGAGUGACUGGUAUAACAAACUAAUCCUUCUUUUCUGUAAUUAAGGAAUUUUAGUGAAUAUCUGGCAGCCAAAAAUGACCUGAUAAAUUCCAUAAUCUCUAUAUCUUAUUGUAGAUUAUAUCGAAACUUUUAGAACACGUAAAAAAACACUAGUGCUCUUUCUUUCACUUACAGCCACAUUCUCUGAUGCUAUGGCGUUCGAGUGCAGAAACCCUAGCUUUUGUAAAAUUGCUUAAAACAAAUUUGAAAGAAAAAUAAUGGAUGCGGUUCAUAGACUUAUAAUACUAUAAACCAAACCAAAUACCAUAAACAACACUGAGUGUUGGUAACAGUGUAAUGAGCUGUAGUGGGUAUGGUCCUUGGAGUAUUCCAUUAAGUUGUUAUGGUUUUAGAAGGAAUAAAUUUUGCAAAGCAAAUCUAUAAUCUAUAUUUCAUAAAGUUCCACUAAACUAUGUUCACAAUGACACUUGAGGGCCCAUUCUCAAAUAGUCGAGUUGCAUUGAACUUCUAUUAUUUUUACUUCCAGCAUUCACUAACGUAAAACAGGUUACAAACAGGUUACAAACAAGUCUAUUAUUGUGCUCCGCUAAAUAGAAUAAAUAGAAUAGAAUGUGCAAUAGACUUGUGCAUGCAAUUUCAAACAUAUUGAGAUUCCUCUGCAUUUUGGGCAAUCGGUUAAUCGUAUGACAUCCUGAACUUUGAAAUUAUAUUUGGACACAUCACAAAACAAACAAAAUGAACAAUGGACAAUCCAUUUGUGUUGUUUCUUGAGACAGAGUUUGUCCGUGACAGCCAGUAAAUGUGGAUUUUAUUCAACAGAUCAAGUGAAAAGUGACGAACAGAGUAACUGUAUUGGUUACAUCUCCCUUGAUCUGAUAACAGGAUUGUGUGAGAAUGCACCUAUCAGUGAUUUAUAAAAUAAAUGUAUAUUAUUUACAGAUUGCAGUGCAUUGAUUGUUUAAUGUCGGAGUCAUUUUGGUCCUUCUGAUUAAUUUUUUCUUUUACAAGUGCUUGGACGACAUUUGUCAGAACUAAAACAGCACAUGGAUAGAUCCAGAAUAGCCUGAAACUAUUUUAUUUUUCUCUGGGCAAAUAGAUCCAAAUUUUUGUUUUUAAUUUAAAUAUGUUUUUAAUGGAAAGAGAAAUAUCAUACAUAAUGUCAGUGUUACAGAUACUAGAUGAAUAAUCAGAUUUUUUUUAUUAGUGUGCCCAAAUGUAAAAGUAUUGAUACCUGAAAACAUAAUUAUAUAUAUUACUUAUUUAAAAUAUUAUUUUGGAUGAAUCACAUUUUUAAACUGUGCACAAUAGCAGAUGGUAGAGUAACAGAAAGUAACAUUUCUCUUUUAAGUUUUUUAAAUUGACUAUUCAUUAAUAUCUGCAUGCAGUCUAGCUGCACUUUAUCAUCAAAGAAAGAAAAACAGGCAAAUUCAUGUUUGUAAAUAAGCAGGGAACAGAUCAGGACAGGUAAGUCAUAGUGCCUAACUACACAACUACGUAUUAUGCCAUAUACCCCUUGUGGCCAUAUGUGGAAAUGCAUGAACCAAACAUGACGAUGGACCAACAAAUCAUAUGCUAUGUUGCACUAUUUAGGGACAGUGGAAUCUGUAUGUGUCUAUAAAAGGUGAAAUAACUAUUCAAUCUAGAAUUAUAUUAUUACGAAAGAUUGACAGCUGGUAUUGUUUAACCCCUUAAGGACCAAACUUCUGGAAUAAAAGGGAAUCAUGACAUGUCACACAUGUCAUGUGUCCUUAAGGGGUUAAACAGCAGCCCUGCACAUCAUGCUCAUAAUCUGCUCCUUCAAGUCAGCAAAAUCCCUCCAAGGCAUUUGCAAUAUUAACUAUUUCUUCGGAAAGGCCAUCUAUAGUAUGUUUGGAUCUCACUGACACUUAUUGUUAUUGUUCACAAAGAUCACAGUUAUUUUCAAACUAACUCUAAAACCUGCUUUCUGUGCCAUGUUAAACAGAAUGGACAGUGGAAAUUGAAAAUCCAAAUGAGCCAGGGGAUGUAAUUGGCAAAUGGGGUGCGUAUACACUAAAUCUGCCUACUUUGUAUUGAAUUUUAAUUCUAAGUUAAUAAGUUAUUUCAAUAUUGAAAUCUAUUUUUGUUUUUAUUGGUUUAUUUCAGUUCAGGGAUGUAGUUAUCGAGAAACAUAUAAUUGUAUAAGUUAUAAUGUUAAUCUUUAUUGAUAUUGAAUUAUUUCCGUGUAUUUAUAUUUAUUAAUUUAAAGUAACUCAUUCUCUCUGUCUCUCUUUGUCUAUCUCUUAUUUAUGGACAAGAAUCGACAUCUGGCGAGAAAGGUAAUUUGGAAAGAGUUAAAAUGACAUGUUCAACUUAAACUACAUUAACAAAAAUAACGUUUUUUUACUAUUUCUAUCCUUGCUAAUAUAUAUUCACAAGGACAGAAAUAGUGAAACACUUUAUUUUUGUUAAUAUACUUCAAUUUAAAUGCUUUCUACACUAAAAAAAAAUGACAAGACUGUGUAAAUAAAAAUUUCAAACAGAAUAAUUUAUGUUUUUUCACAUCUUUUUUUUUUUUAAUUUGAGUUUAAUUUUUAAAUAUAAAUACUAAAUUGGAUUUAAUUUCCAAAGAGAAUGUAAUAAUGUACUUGUAAUUUUCUAAACAUGUGUGCAUAUCAUCUAAAUUAAUUUACGUUCAAUUUAAAUGUUUUUUUCUAAGGGCCAAAUGGAUGGAUUCCUGGAGGAAAAGGUAUUUGAGAAAUGAAUGUGAAUAUUCUAGAUAAUUUGUAGAGUUUGACUGAUUCACAGAAGGAAUCAGAAGACAUUUCAUUGGCAUAUUGUUUAGGUAUGCACUAAAAAUAGUGUAGUAAUGCCAACAUGAGAAUGUAUUCAAGAAAUAUCUAUGCAACAUAGAAAGUAGUGUAAUUGUUUUUAUUUUAUUUUUUUAAGUCAUGGAAGGUUUGAUUUCUGGAGAAAAAGGUAAAUUAUAAAGUAAUAUGAAUAUUGAAAUUGUGGAGAGAUUCUGGAUACUUUGCAAUAUAUUCCAACUUUGGGACAUAUAAACAGUGUGCGCAGUGGGGUGGCUACAAGGGUAUUAGCAGAGUUGGAACUGUCUUAUAAAAGGGCAGCCCACCGGGAAAUUAAACAAAAGUGCUUAAAAUAUAUAUAUAUAUAUAUAUAUAGAAAAACUAAUCUAUGUUCCAAAGAACCCCACCAUUUAACAAGAUACAGCCAAGCAGGUCUCUCACCUCUAUGCACUGCAAGGCAAACUUUGCAACAGUGCAACCUGCUAACCGGCUAAUCAUAGUGUACUUACAAUAUUUCAAACCAAGAGUGACAUAUUAAAGCCCUUGCCACUUGCAUAGCCAUUCAUUCUUGACCUGUUCACAAUAAAAUCUGAAAUAAAUCAAAAUUAAUCCAGACCCUCCAGAGCAGUGGCUAGAUUUUCCAAUAGUAAGAAAUACCUUUUCCAUUUUCUUUUGUUUUUGUAUGGCUUCCUUUUUUUUUGACGGGAGACACAAAUAGAGCCACUUUAAGCAAGAGUUCAAUGGAUGAGUAUAAAUUAUUACUUUUUUUAUAAGGAGUUAUAUCUCCUUAUUCUAAAGGGUAAGUAGCUUUAUGUUUUGGGACAUUAGGUGUGUUGGUGCCUAGGACCAUGGUGACACAUGAGGUCAUAGAUUGGACAUCGCUUGGUUUGAUUUGGAUUAGUGGUGGGCCAGAAGGAUGCAGUUUUGCUAAGCUUGGCUACUAUUAGACUGUUAGUCAUCCUCCCAGAUAAAAUUGGGUCAGGAAGACCCUGCAUUGUUUUUUUUCUAAAUACUCCACUAUGCACGAUUCAUACCAAGUGAGCCACUAAUCUAUCCCUCGUAUUAUUAUUAUUAUUAUUAUUGCCAUUUAUAUAGUGCCAACAGAUACCGUAGCACUUUACAAUAUUAUGAGAAGGGGGAUUUAACUAUAAAUAGGACAAUUACAAGAAAACAUACAAGAACGAUAGGCUGAAGAGGACCUUGCUCAAAUGAGCUUACAGUCUAUAGGAGGUGGGGUAUAAAACACAUUAGGACACGAAAUAGCAAUCAAAUAAGGUGGGAGUGAAGCAGAGCUGGAGGAGAGAGUAAAGUGCUGCCCUUUUUUGAGAGAGCAAGAGACAGGUAUGUGAGGUAGAGGUUACUCUGGGAGGCCAUAAGCUUUCCUAUAGAGAUGGGUUUUAAGGCACUUCUUAAACAACUGAAGACUAGGGGAGAGUCUGAUGGAGGUAGGCAGGCUAUUCCAUAGGAAGGGAGCCACCUGAGAGAAGUCCUGCAAGCGUGAGUUGGCUGUACGGGUGCGAGCAACGGACAGGAGAAGGUCAAGGGGCAGAGCGGAGAGACCGAGAAGGGAAUCCAAAUGAGGUAAUAAGUUUGCCAAGAGAGGCAGUAUAAAGAGAAAAUAGAAGGGGACAAAUGACAGAACCUUCGGGGACUCCAACCGAGACAGGAUGAGGGGAGGAGGUAUCAUUAGAAAAGGAGACAAUGAAUGAGCAUUGGGAGAGAUAAGAGGAAAACCACGAAAGGACAGAGUCACAGAGACCGAGUGAAUGAAGAGUUUGAAGAAGGAGAGCAUGGUCAAUGGUGUCAAAGGCAGCAGAGAGGUCAAGAAGAAUUAGUAUGGAGUAGUGGCCUUUGGAUUUAGCUGUGAUUAGGUCAUUAGUGACUUUGAUAAGAGUAGUCUCAGUAGAGUGGAGAGGGCACAAGCCAGAAUGAAGAGGGUCAAGGAGAGAGUUGGAAUUGAGACAUGGACAGAAUAAAGAGAGAAGAAAUAAAGAGAGAAGGGACAGAAUAAAAAGAGAAGGGACAGAAAAAAUAGAGAAGGAAUAAAUAUAUUUGAGACAGAAUAAAGAGAUCUCUGUAUGAUGACAGAAUAAAGAGAUCUGAGACAGAAUAUGACAGAAUAUGAAAAAUAAGUGACGAAAUGAAAAGUAUGCCGUUUGCAAUAAACGUAGCAUAAAAUCUUAAUUUGCAUUUAAUUUUAAUGGUUCAAAAAAUGUCAGGCAAAAUGGUCGGUCCUCACGCAUGUUCACUGCAUCAAAUCUGGCCCUCUUUGAAAAAAGUUUGGACACCCCUGAACUAAUCAAUCUUCUCUGCAAUGUGUGUUUACACGUGUUAAAGAAAAAAACACAAUGUAACUCUAAAUAUAGUGCCACAUUUUGAAAGAUUUCUUAUUCAUAUUAACUAUUCUAACAAAAAUUAAAUAAAAAACAAAAACAUUUUGUUCUGAGAGAGUUAAAUUAUACUAAUCUCAUAACUUGCCUUUUCAAAAGACUUAAAUUAUGGCCUCAAUUUAAUAUGUUUGGAUAAGACAUUCAAAUGAUUUAAUAUUUAUAUAUAAACUUUUAAUUGAUUUAUAUUUUUAAAAAUGAUUUCACUUUUUAAAAAUGUGUUUAUAUAUUGAUAUAUUUUUAACACAAGAAAAGGUUUUUAGUGUGAUACUUGGGUGCUUAGUAGGAUUAUAUAAAAAAUAUGUAUAUUUGUUUAAUAGCAGCUUUAGCACUCUUUGGAUUCUCCUAUUUACCCAGAAAUCCAAUAGUGAGAAAAACACAAUGUGCUAGAACAAGGUUUAGUUGAUACCACCCCCUCCAAACACAACAGUGUAAAGAGCAGCACUAAAAAAAUCAAGGGCUCACCCAUACAGCAUGGGACGUUUACAUAUAUUUGCCGAAAAAGAGAUAAGAAGAAAUAUACAAUAGUACAAUAUUGUUUACAAUUGGUAUAAGUAAAACAAAAUGUAAAAGAGGGAAUGCUCACAAUUCCAGACCCUUUUGAAAGUUAUGGCUCUGAACAUACUGGCUUUCUAUUUCUUUAAGGUAGGAACAGGGACCUUCUUGCUUGUACCCCUUCACAGCCUCCAACGUGGUAUAUGCAUAAAGGAGAAAUAAAAUGUAAAACAACAGUGCAGGAUGUUGGUAAAGGUUCACAACUAGUUGUUCAAAAAGACGUUGCUCACCUGGUUUUGGAGCCCAUAUAG